Molecule: messenger RNA, 7584 nt
Organism: Heteronotia binoei (common prickly gecko)
Lineage: Eukaryota; Metazoa; Chordata; Lepidosauria; Squamata; Gekkonidae
Gene: SPAG9
Product: sperm associated antigen 9
Exons: 29
Coding region: 189-4127 (1312 amino acids)
Biological process (GO): vesicle-mediated transport
Cellular component (GO): cytoplasm
Molecular function (GO): MAP kinase scaffold activity; signaling receptor complex adaptor activity; JUN kinase binding
Source: RefSeq, a predicted model, not a curated record
CCCCUCCCCGGCGCCGUGGGUGACGUCAGUGCCGCGCGCCUGUCACCCAGGCUCCCUCCCGUCGGCGCUGAGCUGUAAUCAAGGCCCUGCUGCAGAGGGAGGCGCUGCUAUUGCUGAUCUUCCGGAAAGAAGCUUUUGGCGCUUACCCGCCCGCCCGCUCGGCCCGGUCGGCACUGCGCUCGGAAGCCAUGGAGCUGGCGGACGGCGUGGUCUACCAGGAGGACCCGGGCGGCCCCGGCCCGGCCAUGAUGUCGGAGCGGGUGUCGGGGCUGGCGGGCUCCAUCUACCGCGAGUUCGAGCGGCUUAUUGGGCGCUACGAUGAGGAGGUGGUGGCCGAGCUGAUGCCGCUGGUGGUGGCCGUGCUGGAGAAUCUGGACUCGGUGUGCGCUCACAGCCAGGAGACCAGCGUGGAACUGGAGCUGCUGCGGGACGACAACGAGCAGCUCCUCACCCAGUACGAGCGGGAGAAGGCGCUGCGGAAACAGGCCGAGGAGAAAUUUAUUGAAUUUGAAGAUUCUCAAGAACAAGAAAAGAAGGAACUGCAGAUAAAAGUUGAAGCUUUAGAGUCGCAAACUCGGCAACUUGAACUGAAAGCAAAAAACUACGCUGAUCAAAUUAGCAGACUGGAAGAGAGGGAAGCAGAACUGAAGAAGGAAUACAAUGCUCUUCAUUCAAGACAUACAGAGAUGAUUCAUAAUUACAUGGAGCACUUGGAAAGAGCCAAGCUUCAUCAACUGACCGGGGGUGAUCAACUAGAGCCCAUCAUGCACAGUAGAAUUAGAAAGGAGCGUCCUAUAUCACUGGGCCUCUUUCCACUACCUCCAGGAGAUGCAAUUCUUACACCUGACACUCAGAGGGGAGCAGUGGAAACUCCUGGGUCAGACAAUUGGAAGUUCCAUGGACUAAGUCAGCCACGCUCUCACACCAGCUUAAAGGAUGAGCUUUCUGAUAGCCAAGCAGGUUCAAAAUCUACUACGCCGGUAUUGACAGCCGCUUCAAAUGCACUCGCAGCUGCUGAAACCCCCCCGAAUGAAGACGAUGAAGGACUUGUGAAGAACUCAGAGACGGGGAACAUGAAAUUGGACAUAAGUAAACACAUUGAAGUGCAAGUAGCUCAAGAAACAAGAAAUGUAUCUAUUGGUUCUAAUGAAAAUGAAGACAAAUCUGAAGUUCAGGCAAUCAUUGAAUCCACACCAGAGCUGGAUAUGGAUAAAGACCUUAGUGGAUAUAAAGGUUCAAGCACUCCUACCAAAGGCAUAGAAAACAAAGCAUUCGAUCGUAAUACAGAAUCACUCUUUGAAGAGUUAUCUUCUGCCGGCUCUGGUCUGAUUGGGGAUGUGGAUGAAGGAGCAGACUUGCUGGGAAUGGGCCGUGAAGUUGAAAACCUUAUUUUAGAAAACACACAGCUGCUAGAAACCAAAAAUGCCUUGAAUGUGGUGAAGAAUGACUUAAUUGCAAAAGUGGAUGAACUAUCUUGUGAGAAAGAUGUACUGAAAGGAGAGCUGGAAGCUGUCAAACUAGCCAAACAAAAGCUUGAAGAGAAGAACAAGGAAUUGGAGGAGGAACUUAGAAAAGCCCGAGCAGAAGCAGAAGAAGCAAGGCAAAAAGCAAAGGAAGAAGAUGAUAGUGAUAUUCCUACUGCUCAGAGGAAACGAUUCACUCGGGUUGAGAUGGCACGUGUCCUGAUGGAAAGAAAUCAAUAUAAAGAAAGGCUGAUGGAGCUUCAAGAAGCAGUGCGAUGGACUGAGAUGAUACGAGCAUCACGAGAAAAUCCAGCCAUGCAAGAGAAGAAGAGAUCGAGCCUUUGGCAGUUUUUUAGCAGGCUGUUCAGCUCCUCGGGCACUACCACUAAGAAACCAGAACCGCCGGUGAAUGUUAAAUACAAUGCUCCAACCUCUCAUAUUACUCCAUCAGUCAAGAAACGAAGCAGCACUUUAUCUCAGCUACCUAGUGACAAAUCAAAAGCCUUUGACUUCCUCAGCGAAGAGUCUGAGGCCAGUCUUGCCUCACGUAGAGAGCAGAAGAGGGAACAGUACCGCCAAGUGAAAGCACAUGUUCAAAAGGAAGAUGGCAGAGUUCAAGCUUUUGGCUGGAGUCUUCCUCAGAAAUACAAACAGAUUGUGAAUGGCGGUGGCCAGGGUGAUAGCAAGAUGAAGAAUUUACCUGUGCCUGUUUAUUUGAGACCACUUGAUGAAAAAGAUACAUCCAUGAAGCUGUGGUGUGCUGUUGGAGUUAACUUAUCAGGAGGGAAGACGAGAGAUGGCGGUUCUGUGGUUGGUGCCAGUGUCUUCUACAAUGAUGUAGCAGCUCUGGAUGCCAACAGCAACAAACAGAGAAGUGCAUCUCAGAGUAGCCUGGAUAGAUUAGAUCAGGAACUCAAGGACCAGCAGAAAGAACUGAAAAAUCAGGAGGAACUAUCAAGUCUUGUUUGGAUCUGUACUAGCACUCACUCUGCUACCAAAGUGAUCAUUGUAGAUGCUAACCAGCCAGAAAACAUCCUAGACAGUUUCAUUGUUUGCAAUUCUCAUGUACUUUGUAUAGCUAGCGUGCCAGGGGCUAGGGAAACUGACUAUCCUACAGGAGAGGAAGGGUCACAAGAAACGGACUCUGGUCUGGUGGACAAGUCGUCUUUGUGUAGUAGUAUGAACAGCAACAGCUCAGCAGAAACAGACAGUCUGUUAGGAGGAAUCACAGUGGUCGGUUGUACUGCAGAGGGUAUUACAGGGUCUUCUACUUCCCACAACACUAAUGGUACCUCACCUGAGGCAGAUAAAGAGCCAGAGGUUGCAGCUGAAGACGACGAUGCUGUAGAUGAGAAUGUCCAGACAGCAGAGGAAGCAACGGAGGCAACGGAAGUCAAUGCCGGUUCAGGAGAAGAAGGAGUGGAUGUUUCACAAACUGGAGUCUACACAGAGCAUGUCUUCACAGAUCCUUUGGGAGUUCAAGAUACUGUGGAGGGAUCUCCAGCAUAUCUACCUUGCAGUGAAUCAGACUUGUAUAAAGAUGUCGCUGUGUUGCCAAAUGAGCAGGACCUUGUUAGAGAGGAAGCUCAGAAAAUGAGCAGCCUUUUACCGACAAUGUGGCUUGGAGCGCAGAAUGGAUGUUUAUAUGUUCAUUCUUCAGUGGCUCAGUGGAGGAAAUGUGUCCAUGCAAUUAAACUUAAAGAUUCUAUACUCAGUAUAGUACAUGUAAAAGGAAUAGUAUUAGUUGCACUAGCAGAUGGAACUUUAGCAAUAUUUCACAGAGGAGUAGAUGGGCAGUGGGAUUUGACCAACUAUCACCUUCUAGAUCUGGGCCGACCUCAUCAUUCCAUCCGAUGUAUGACCGUGGUUCAUGAUAAAGUCUGGUGUGGCUACAGGAAUAAAAUCUAUGUGGUACAGCCCAAAGCCAUGAAAAUAGAGAAAUCAUUUGAUGCACAUCCGAGGAAAGAGAGCCAAGUGAGACAGCUGGCCUGGGUGGGAGAUGGAGUGUGGGUGUCCAUCCGUUUAGAUUCCACGCUCCGUCUUUAUCAUGCGCACACAUACCAACAUUUACAAGAUGUGGACAUUGAGCCCUAUGUAAGCAAAAUGCUAGGUACUGGAAAACUGGGAUUUUCCUUUGUGAGAAUCACAGCUCUUAUGGUAUCCUGCAACCGGUUAUGGGUUGGGACGGGGAACGGUGUCAUCAUUUCCAUACCACUAACGGAAACUAAUAAAGCAGCGGCAGGUUCUGGCAAUCGUCCAGGCAGCGUAAUACGUGUCUAUGGCGAUGAAAACAGUGACAAAGUGACGCCGGGAACUUUCAUACCUUAUUGUUCAAUGGCGCAUGCACAGCUGUGUUUCCAUGGGCAUCGUGAUGCCGUUAAAUUCUUCGUUGCAGUCCCUGGUCAGGUUAUUUGCCCCCAGACAGCAGGAAGUCCAGAUCUGUCAGGUGAUAAAAUGAUGCUCACAUCACAGGAAUCCAGCAGCCAAACUUCUUUGAAAUCCAUGUUGGUAAUAAGUGGAGGAGAAGGGUACAUUGACUUCAGGAUGGGUGAUGAAGUUGGUGAAUCAGAACUACUCGGAGAGGCGCUGCAACUUGAGCCUUCUGUAGCCAAAGCAGAGAGGAGCCACCUGAUAGUGUGGCAAGUAAUGUGUGGCAGUGACUAGCACUCACAGCUCUGUGGAAAGUGGCUUGAGACUUCAAGAACUUUUUGCAUGACUUUGGUUUUCAUUUUAUUUUUUUGCGAAACCCAUUUCAUCGCGUACAAUUUGAGCAUUCCUUUGCCAUUUGGCUUUAUAUCACAAACCUCUCAAACCUUAACAAUACAGUCAUUUGGUUCAGCCUGUUUAACUGCAUCAAUGUUAUGUAGCAAAAACAGAUGUUUUCCCCCAGACAAAUGGAAGCUCUGCUGCUUUACUGUUUUACACCGUCUCUGUCUGUAGCAGAAUUUGUCUCGUUUGACAAUCUUGCUCUUCUGCCACAAAUUGAUUUUUUUUUAAAGUGCUAGAAGAUCUUUUGUUCAUCUGCGCAACAUUCAUUGAGUAAAACAGCAGUUAUUGUCAGCAAAGUAUUUUAAAAGUAUCCGCUGAAUUAUAACCAAGUUUCAUUCUGCUCAUUCAAUGAGGGCUAAAACAAGUUAUGUCUUUUACAUGGUUGUUUCAGAAUCCCACCAGUCUUGCUGUACUGAAAUGUCCUUUGCUCAUGCCAGAACCCUGAAGAAGUCAGAGGUGAUUAUAUAGACACAGACCAAAAAUGUUUCAUGCUUAAUUAUUGUAAUACACAAGAUGAGGAAAGUACUGUCCCUUGAUGGUGAGGGUUGUGUCCUCUAUGGGGAGAAUCGUUUUCUGGUUUUCUUCCUUUUAUAUUGGGAACGUUUAAAGUCAUCUCAAAGGACAGGGUAAGGAUGAUUUUCCAACUACUUAAGUUUCUUGAGUAGAGGUCAGAUUUUUUUUUUUUUGGCACACCUUUCAUCCGGGACCUUAGCUGGUCAGUUUCAUGGCCGCUUGUGUAGAAGGGCUUCAGCAGUAGAAGAAAAUUGGCUGGAAGCCUUCAUAUCCCCAUAGGGGAGGAGUAGAAAGCCCCUAUCAGGCCUAAAAUGCAUUGUUUUCCAUUAACAAACGAAGCUCUACGUGACAUUUUUAUUCUGUGAACUGAAUAAGCAACGGACAGGCAAUUACUUGCAUUUUUGAAGUCACAUUACUUUAAUUGAAUAAUGCCAUUGUACAGAGUCAGAGAGUCUCCCCCGGAGUUGGAGGAUACCAAGAAAUAACUUCAUACAACUCAUUCUGCCUUCUUGCUAUAUAUAUAUAUAUUUUAAUAUAUGGUAAAAUAUGGGUUGAGUCUCUUCCUUUUGUACAGAGUCCCCAGUUGUUGGCAAAACUCAGUCGAACGCUACACUUUUUAAUUCCUUAAAGGGUAUGAAAUCUUCCCAGUACUAUUUCAUAUCUUGUAGUACGAAUUAAAAGAUUAUUUACUCAGCUACCGCCCACCAAGAGAAUGGGGCUAAUCCUAUUUCAAGGGAGUUGAUAAUAUAGUUAAGUGUCAGAAUGGAAAAAGUUCAAAAGUAUUUAAAAACAAAACGGAGAAAAAAAGAAAUUAAACUAAACUGCCUUGAAAAACUGCCUAAACAUUUUAUGCAGUAUGAAGUCUAUUGUGUAAUCAUUGAUUUAGGCAGCUUUUUAAAAAUGUACAUCUUACCUGAUGAAAUUCAUUAAACUACAUUCAGGUCUCACAGUUAUAGAUUUAUAUGUAAAAGUACUUUUUAAGAGCAUAUUUUGUACACAACUGAUUGGAUCUGGUAAGUAUGUAUUCAGGCCAUCAUGUGUGGUUAAAGAUCAACUGUCUAAUACUUUAGUAGAAGAAUUCCCCCCCUUCCACCAGUAUGCCAAAAGCAAUGAAUGAUCACAGUUUACUCUCAAAAAAUUUAGCUUGACUGAACUGUUCUUAGAAAAUCCAGAUCCAGAGGAGCAUGUGGCUUUAUUGUCUUGCUUUUUUCCCCAAAUAGCAAUCACGCAUACACCAAACUCAUUCUGAGUUGCAACCGCAAGCACUUUUUUUAGAUGGAAUAGAUUAAAAAUAAAUGUUGAAGAUGGGGUUCAGCAAGAAAAAAAUAACGAAGAAGCCUUCACAGCAUAUGAUUCCAAAUCCAUCUUUAGGAUUCUGUGCUGCCCUCUAAGCUUUCCAGACUUGUGGAGCACUUCAUCUCGGGUAUCCAAAUGAAACUCUCACUAUCUCUUCACAGUAGUGUGAGCCUGUUACUCUGGGCAUUGCACACACACCCCUACGCACACACACUUUAUGUAGUGCUUUUAUUUAAAACGACGAUUGUAUGGUUUUUCUGAAGUGCUUCACUGCUUUCAAACGGAUGCAUCUGGGCAGCGUGUUAACGUCUUGCCAGAUCUGUUGGGUAAACUGUGCCAUUCUAUUCUCUUUGGAUCAGCUGCUAUUUACAGUAAAAGAGAUGAGAGCUCAGCAGAGACUUAAGUGCUAUUAUCAGCACAAGCAAAGGACUGACAUACAUUCUCUUGCCCUUAUUUAAUUUUAAAAUGUAGCCCCCUGUCCUUAUGAAUGCUUAAUUUAGAGGGUGAAAGUCAUUACAUUCACUGAGUUUUAUACACUCCCUGUUGCCAAGCACUUUUAAGGGUAGGUUGUAAAAUGUGGUAAUCUCGUGCAUCAGACGAUUGCCUAAAAACACAGUCUCAAGAAUGUCUUAUCAUAUACUAAUAGGUUUUGUUUGUUUGUUUUUUAAAAAAAUCAGGGCUGGGAAUGAAUCUCUUGGUAGUCAACAGUUUUAUCAAUAGUUUGCGAGAGCAUUUCGAGCACAAAAAUAUGCGGCACAUGGUUUGUCUGAGGUAAAUGUGUCUUGCAUGGUAAAAGGCAAAAACGAAAAAUUAUAUAUCCUGUCAUACUGUUCAUUUCUUGUAAGGCCUUCCUGCAUUGGAUCAGUUAGAGCCGGCAGAGUGUAGACACUUUAUCAUAGGCUGCCUUAGUAACUCAGAAAUGUUUUAUAAUCUUCUAAUAUGCUAACUGUUCUAAAGAACACAGUGUCUUGAAGAUCAUGUGUAACUGAAUAUUUAUUUCCAAGUGAGUAUUAUGAAAGUUACCAAAGGCCUGAAACUGACUUGGCACUCUUGGAAUUGACCCUUGUGCAUACAGGAUCUUGUGAAGAUCUUAAAUUUGUAAAAAUGACACAGAAUGGAAGAAAAAAACACAUUCUUUGUGGAUGCUAACUAUAUUUUCCUAACAGGGUUAUGCCAUAUUGUAACAAUCUUUGUUGCACCUCAGAAUAUUGUUCUAUACACUAAAUGUUUUUCUUCCUCUUUAAUAAUUUCAUUGCUGCACAUUUCUCAGUCUUUUAAAACAUGUUUUAAAACAUUUUACGGUCUACUUUUUUUGGAAAACGUCUAUAGACACUUUAUGCCGAAUCUUACUUGCCUCUGUAACCUUGAGAUGGAUACUGCAGCGUUAAACUUGCUGUCUGUUUAAAACUUGAGGCUUCUUUUCUGUGAGCCGGAAAAGCUCACAUAGCAGUGAAGUUAUUUCAGUAUUUAUUAUUGAAUCCUUGGGGGUUCAGAAUGUAACUUUGUACAUGAAAUAUAUAUAUAAAUAUGUAUAUGAAACACA